Messenger RNA from Podospora anserina S mat+, 2805 nucleotides. RefSeq lists its product as uncharacterized. The transcript has 2 exons. NCBI's taxonomy places the organism in Eukaryota, Fungi, Ascomycota, Sordariomycetes, Sordariales, Podosporaceae. Gene Ontology annotation, cellular component: cytoplasm; vesicle; intracellular membrane-bounded organelle. Gene Ontology annotation, molecular function: clathrin binding. The record is from RefSeq and is a predicted model, not a curated record. Bases 1 to 2805 code for a protein of 934 amino acids. Gene Ontology annotation, biological process: clathrin coat disassembly; clathrin-dependent endocytosis.
AUGGAUGAUCUCGUCGACCUGACCUGGACAGCUCCCGAUGCCGGGAAGAAGCCCGCGCAACAACCGACGCCGAUCUCGAACCCCACGACCUCCAACCUCUACCCUUCGCUGCGCCCGACUCCUUCGCCCUUCAACUCGGGGCGCAACACGCCGCUGUCAGUCCAGGAGUCCGGAAAUGCUGGCGCCAGACCUCCCACCGCCAAGCCCGCGCAGGACAGCUUCAGCAACCUCCUCAACUUUGGCCCUGCCAAGAGUAACGCGAACCUGAGCUUGAAGGAACGGCAGGAACAGUUGGAGGCAGAGAAGCGCCGAAAGGAGGAGGAGAGAAGGAAACAAGCCCAGUCGAGCUUUGGGGAUGGACGUUUCUUGGACUCGCUGGGACGGAACCUCUCUGGAUCCCAGAGCUCUUUGAGGACACCUUCACCAGGGCUAGCUCCACCGCCACAAAUAGGGACACCGACCGUACAAUCUGGAUUACGAAAGGGAACAGACAUAUCAGAGGGAGAUGAGGAUUUGUUUGCAGCAUUCAAUGCCAGCACCAAGGUCGAUAACUCGAGCCACUACCCACCACCCGCUUCCCAUACUCCUUCGCCCGCGCCAGACUUGGACUUGAGCAAUCCAAGUGCGUGGGGUAAGCCAGCAGCUGUGGCUCCCACUUCUGGAGGAUUUGGUGACGACGACGACGACGACCCGUUUGGGCUGAACCAGCUCAAGCCCAAAUCAAGCACCCCAGCGCCCCCACCUCCUGCCGGUGAUGACUUUGACAUUCUGGGGGAUCUGGGUAAGCCAGUGGAUCAGGUCAAAAAGAAGCCAACUCCAGCUCCGACAUUCUCGCGAGAGCCCGAACCCGGAAAGGCCAUUGAAGAUUCAUCUUCGGAUUCUGAGGAUGACCGACCACCACCGCCGCCACAACCCUCGAGACCAUCCAGACCAUCAGAUGACCCUUUUGACAGAGCGGUUGCUCAGCUGGUGGACUACGGAUUUACCCCUGAAAAUGCCAGAAGGGGGCUUACUGAAAGUGGGGCUGGGCUCAAUGUUCAAGCAGCUGUAAACUGGCUUCUGGACGAUGCCCACCGCCAGGCCAAGGAGCAGGCCAAGUCAAAGGGACAAAGCGGCUCGCGAGAACAGCCCUCCAGAGGCGGUGGCGAGCGCGCUUCUAGUCAAUCACGGAAUGGUGGUCCUGCUUGGGCAAGAGAGGAGCACGCCUCAAGAAGUAGAGACAACCAAUCUCCCGCUUCCAUGGUGGACAGUGACUUUGCGAAAACUGCUGCUGCCGUAGGUACCACUCUUUUCAAGACGGCCAACAGCCUUUGGAAAACAGGCCAGAAAAAGGUACAGAAAGCCGUCGCCGAACUUCAGCAAGAUGGUGACCCGAAUCAACCGAAAUGGAUGCGGUCUGCCCAGGAUCAUUCGGGAGGGAGCGCCAGGAGGGAGCCGCCCGACGUCACGAAUGAAGCCGUGAUGUUGGAAGGUGGCGGGCCGCCCCCGAGGAAAACAGGAAGAUCCGGUGUCGACAGUCGACCAUCCAGCAACGCGCCAUCGCGUGACAGAUCUCCAGCCCUCCCGGUCCGGCCUGGAUCGGGUGCCCAAGGACCAAAGUGGCAGCAAGGCUCCCGGCCAGUUCUCGAUCCACGUGCCAAACUUGGCAGGCUUGCGGCCGAGGACGAGGGUGCUCAAGCCUAUGUCAGUCCAGCACGCAGGAAGAAGACGACACCACAGCCACAGCCACCACCGGCGCAGCCGGAAGAAGACCUGCUGUUUGGUGCCUCCUCAGCACCAAAGCCGCGACCCACAGCUCCAUCUCGAUCACCUCAACCGUCACCCGCCCCUCGUCCAGCAGCAGCCCGUUCAUCACCAAUGCCCAAGCCAGCCCCUGCUCGCCCGCCACGUCAGAUCCCUCCACUAUCAGCAAUCGCCCUCCAGUCCUCCACCCAACACCGUCUCCAAGGCACCGCCCACUUCAAGCGCGGCGACUACGCAUCCGCCCACGCUUCAUACGCCUCCUCUCUCGCCGCCAUUCCAAAAGAACACCCCCUCGCCAUCCUCCUGCUCUGCAACCGCUCCCUCACGGCCCUCAAAACCGGCGAACCCCGCCAGGCGGUCGAGGACGCCGACAACGCCGUCAAGCUCAUUGGCCCGGGCAGGGGCGAGGGCGAGCACGUCGAGGUCCAAAGCGAAACCGGCACCACCGAAAAAAGAGACAUGCGCGAGCUGUACGGCAAGGCCCUCACCCGCAAAGCGGAAGCUCUCGAGCAGAUGGAGAAGUGGGCUGACGCCCUCGCCGUCUGGCAGACGUGUGUUGAGGCUGGUCUUGGUGGUGCCACCGCCGCGGCGGGGAGGCAACGCUGCCAGAAGGCGCUUGCGCCGAAACCCGCUCCGAGACCGGCUUCUGCCCCAGCUCGUCCGAGACCAGCGGCUGCUACCGGUCAUAAAAGCGCCGAGGCGGUGAGGAGACUGCGGGAGGCGAAUCAAGCUGCUGAGAAGGAAGGGGAUGAGAAGUUCCAGCUGGCUGAUAAAGUCGAUGCGAGGAUCGCGGCGUGGAGGGAUGGCAAGAGGGAUAACUUGCGGGCGUUGCUCACGAGCUUGGAUGGUGUGCUAUGGGAGGGGAGCGGGUGGAAGAAGGUUGGGUUGCAUGAGCUGGUGAUGGCGAACAAAGUCAAGGUUGUUUACAUGAAGGCUAUUGCUAAGACGCAUCCUGAUAAGAUUGCACAAGACGCGACGACGGAGGUUAGGAUGAUUGCCGGGACGGUGUUUAGCACGCUGAAUGAGGCGUGGGAUAAGUUCAAGGCGGAGAAUAAGCUGUAG